AUGCCCAAAGCCUACUUCGUCAACAAGCGUGAGGCAGCGCGCGCCUUCAACUCGGACGAUGACGACGACGAUGACGAGCUGGAGCAGCUCGAUCUGGAUGCCAUCUAUCAGAAGGACAUGGUGCUCUUCUGCAUCGAUGCUGGACCCUCCAUGCACCGCAUUGAUCCCAUCACCAACACUUCACCCCUCUACUCGGCUCUCAAAGCUGCGGCCUCGCUGAUGCAGAAGAAGCUCAUCUCGUCACCGCACGACCACGUCGGCGUGUUGAUCUUCAACUGCGCAGAGACGCUCUUCCGCUCCGCAAAGCCGGGGGAGUAUUACAAGGGCAGCUACGAGCUUCAGUCCGUCCGUCAGGUCAAUGUACCGGACACAUACAACCUCAAAGCAUUGCUGCAUGAAGCAGAGAGCGAUCCCAAGCAUCUGCAGGAUGUUUUGCCGCCAGCAGAGAAGCAGAUGCGCGUCGACUGGGCGCUCGCCAACGCAGGUGUCGCCAUGGUCGCAGCGGCCAAUGCAGGAAGCAAGCGAGUAUUCUGGAUCACGGACAACGACGAUCCGCAUCCGAUGAGCAUCGAUCCCAAGGCGACCAAGGCGAGAAGGGCAUGCCUCGACAAGAUGAACGAGUUCCGCAAGAUCGGCGUGCGCAUCGAGCCAUUCUUCAUCAACCCAAACAACGCCACAGGCCCAUCGCAAGCAUCAUCGAGUGAUCUGACGCGUGGGUUUGAGAUCAACAAGUUCUAUGCGGACGUGUUUGCUCACUACGACGACGAUCGCGAGGACGACGAGGAGAGCUUUCACAGGCCAAGGCUGCCCGCGGGGUUCGGCAGGACAGCAGCAGAGCAGCUGAAGGGUCAAGAGGUCAAGCGCAGUCUUUGGGACUCUGCAGUACGAUUCCAAGAGCUCGAGGACGACAUUGCCACGCGCGAGACGCCCAAGCGUGUUGUCUUCAAUAUCCGAUUCGAGCUUGCCGCUCUCGACCCGCCGCCUGAGCCUUCGUCCGCAGAAAACGGCGCGGGGGAAGCCGAGCAGAGGCUGCCCCAGGCUCGCACGCGCGGACGCAAGUGGCAGAUCGGUGUCAAGGGCUACAGCCUCGUCUCGCGGAGCACCAAGGGCAACACUGUCAAGGUCAUCGUCGACGACGAGUGCGGAGAGCUGAAGGAGGUCGUUACGCAUCAGCACUACAUCGACGCCAACACGGGCAAGCCGCUGUCCAAGGAACAGGUGAUCCCAGCUUUCCAAUUUGGCAACUCGUCCAGCUUGCGCGGCCAGGUAACCUUCACACCGCAGGAGCUCAAGAGCAUCAAGUCGUUCGGCAUGCUUCCAUGCCUCAAGCUGAUCGGUUUCCGCAAUCGAGACGAGUUGCUGAAGUUCGAGUGGAACGUCAAGCACGCCUACUUUAUCUAUCCGUCGGACAUCGAAUGGAAGGGGAGUAGAAAGACGUUCACCGCGCUGCUCAAGUCGAUGCUGAGCAAGAACAAGGUGGGACUGGGGCUAUUCAUGCCAAGGCAGAACGUGGUGCCUGUCUUUGUGGCGAUUGUGCCGCAAGAGGAAGAAGUCAGCGAAGACGGACAGCAGCUCAUCGCCCCGGGGAUGCACAUCAUCACUUUGCCUUAUGCAGACGAUGUGCGCGAUGUGCCAACCAACCUGCUCUCCACCGCGGAUGCGAAAGACGAGCAGAUCGACAAGGCAGUCGCCUUCAUCGAGCGCUACCAGAAGAAACAGCCGUUCAACCCGGACCACUACCCAAACCCUGCCCUCAAUCACCACUACUCCGUUCUCAUGGCGACCGCCUUUCAAGAGCCCGUCCCUGCCGCACCCACCGACCUCACCGUCCCGCAGUACGCCACCAUCAAGAAGCGAACUGCGCAUCUCAUCCAAGAGUGGCACGACGCCAUCGACCAAGAUCCGCGCCUCUCCAUGGUUGCGGCUAGCAGCAAGCAGCCCAAGACCAGCACCAGCGUGCGCAAGACGACCUUCGAGGACGAUACUGAGAUCAUGGACCUGUGGGAGCGCGGAAAGUUGAGUGCGUACACAGUAGCAGAGCUCAAGUCGGUGUGCGACUUCUAUCGGCUCGACAACAAGGGCAGAAAGCCGGAUCUGCUCGUCAGGAUCGAUGCGUGGAUCCGCAAGCAGAGGAAGGGCGAGGCGUGA
Molecule: messenger RNA, 2148 nt
Organism: Kalmanozyma brasiliensis GHG001
Lineage: Eukaryota; Fungi; Basidiomycota; Ustilaginomycetes; Ustilaginales
Product: SAP domain protein
Exons: 1
Coding region: 1-2148 (715 amino acids)
Biological process (GO): cellular response to gamma radiation; double-strand break repair via nonhomologous end joining; telomere maintenance
Cellular component (GO): Ku70:Ku80 complex; nucleus
Molecular function (GO): damaged DNA binding; telomeric repeat DNA binding; DNA helicase activity
Source: RefSeq, a predicted model, not a curated record